AUGGAUGUUAUCUCUAUAAUAGAAUUCCCUGGAAUGUAUUCUUUAGCCGUUGGUCUAUCAACACCUCCUCUUAUCGUCUUAAACAGAGGAAUCGAAGAUGAAUGCCAAUGCUCACGGCCGUUGGGAAAGCAAUGCAAGUCAUGUCCUAGCAAGCAAAGGAACUCUAAAGAAAGGGCCAAAAGUGGUUUAGCUCGAAGAGCAGGCUCAGGUCUCAAGGUCGAGUUGUCGGUCAGGAGUUCUAAAAGAGAAGGGCAGAGGUUCAAGCGGUGGAUCGGUAGAGUUAACAUCGGGAGUAGUAGUAUAGCUGUGAGAGUAGCGGCGAUUGUCCUGCUAAAGGAAGGAGCGUCGAUAGAUCGGUCCAAAAAGCCGGGCCCUUUAGGGAAGAUCAAAUCUUCCAGUAAGGAGUUCUGGAGUAAGAGUCCACAGAUAUGGGGAAAGCCCAUCGUUGCCCUUUUGUCGCUUUCGCCGAUCAUAAGGGCCCUUCUCGGGCAUGAAAGCCCGACUUCCAGAUCCAAUGUUUCGAAAAUAAAGAGAAUGGAAUACCCCUUCCGCUGGGUUAGCUGCUCUAUCGGCACCGCCCUUCUUGGGAGUUUCCACCACUUCGAGAUCGUAAAAGUGGCCGACGGAAAUACGACUCCCGGAGCUAAUGAGCUGACUUGGGCAAGAGCAUUCCUAAGGGCCAUUCUUUCAGAUGCCAAGUGGCAAGGCACCGGUGAUACCGGCACUCGUAGGCCUCUGACUCUAGGGAAAAAAGAAAGAAUCGGAUGCACAGUUGGUCAAAGGUCGAGAGAUUUGGAGGAAGUCCCGGGAAAGGAGCUCCAGCAGCUGCAACUGAUGAUACGCGGGAAGUCUCGCCCCACGGGGCUCUGCGCCAGGUCGGCACUAAGGCAGUGGUUGUGCUCCUGUCUGAGGUUUAGCUACUGGAACAACCGGAAAACUAUAUUUGCUGAAUUGGUUUCCGUAAUUCCGGAGAUCCUUUCGUGGUGCGAGCCCCCGUACUCUGACCGUUUGCCGACCAAAGUUCUUUCAGGUACCUAA
This is a messenger RNA of Striga asiatica, 1038 nucleotides long. The record is from the annotation of a GenBank genome assembly. Lineage: Eukaryota; Viridiplantae; Streptophyta; Magnoliopsida; Lamiales; Orobanchaceae.